AUGGAGAAGUCAGUCAUUUACUUUGCAAUUGCAAUAUUGUGUUUUACAUCAGUUAACACUAAAAAGAAACUUAAAUUUUACGAAGAAAAGAAUUUUCAUGAAUCACAACAACUUUCAGACCAGGACAUAAGAAAUAUUAGUCAAUUGUCAGACAUGACACAUUUUAGAACUGUAUUAGAUGAGAUUCUCAUACCAAGGGUAGUAGGUACCCCAAACCAUUUGAAGGUCGGAAACUAUAUUGUCAAUCAAAUGAGGGGGUUAGGGUGGGAUGUGACUGAAAAUGUGUUUGCUGAUCAAACUCCCAUAUUUGGAACACUGAACUUUAAAAAUAUUAUUGCUAAAUUAAAUCCUAAUGCUGAUAGAUAUUUAGUGUUAGCAUGCCAUUAUGACAGCAAAUAUAUGAGGGAGCAUGCCUUUGUUGGAGCGACCGACUCAGCAGUGCCUUGCGCCAUGAUGAUCAAUCUGGCCAAGGUAAUGUCCAGAGAGCUAGAACCUCUCAAGAACAACCGGCUGAGUCUCAUGUUCAUAUUCUUUGACGGCGAAGAGGCCUUCAGACAGUGGGGUCCUACGGACUCAAUAUACGGAGCCAGACAUCUUGCAAGCAACUGGGAGCAGACAUCAUACAAAGACGGUGCCAAUCAUUUGCAGCGAAUAGAUGUGAUGAUGCUCCUGGACCUGCUGGGUGCUCCAGACCCGGUAUUCUUCAGUUACUUCCAGUCCACUGAAAAGUGGUACUUGCGGCUAGCGGUCGCGGAACAGAGGCUUUCAGAGCUGAACCAGUUUGAAGGAUACUCCAAGGGAAAAAGCGAGCAAACUUACUUCAGGCUUAGGAGUUCAGGAAGCUUUAUUGAAGAUGAUCAUAUACCCUUCAUGAGGAGAAACGUGGACAUCUUACAUAUCAUUCCGUCACCAUUUCCCAGCGUGUGGCACACACCCGGAGAUAACAUGUCGGCGCUCGAAUUCAAAACUAUCGAGAACUUGAACAAAAUCUUUCGCGUCUUCGUCGCCGAGUACCUCCAUGUGAAGCCCUAG
This is a messenger RNA of Arctia plantaginis, 1032 nucleotides long. The record is from the annotation of a GenBank genome assembly. NCBI's taxonomy places the organism in Eukaryota, Metazoa, Arthropoda, Insecta, Lepidoptera, Erebidae.